UUUGUCAGUUGGCUGCGCUCUUCAUUACGUGACCUGUCAGUGGCUAAUUUCAGUCGCUAUGGAUUCGUCUCACCCACAGACCGACUAAGCAGACUUGUAGCAGUUUUUCAGGACGGUCAGCAGUACGUGUUUGUUGAUCAAGCGAGUUACGAAAAACUCGGUGCAGCUGUCACUGAAGAAAUUUAUCAGAUAAUGGAGAGUCCGCAGUAUAAAAUGACCAGGGAAUAUUUCGGUGACGGCGACAAGGAAAGCAAUUCAUUUAUUUUCCUCAGCGAGGGCUGGGAUUCAAAAGAGCACCUUGUUAUACUGAUACAUGGUAGUGGUGUUGUGCGAGCCGGCCAGUGGAGUAGAAGGCUUAUAAUGAAUGAAGGUUUGGAUGCCGGUUCACAGCUGCCAUUUUUGCGAAAGUGCGAGGAAUUAGGUUGGGGAGUGAUUGUAAUGAAUACAAAUUUGAAUUUCUAUACACCCGAUAAGUACUUUCCAGUAAGUUUUUUCCUCAUUCUGAUACGCACGCCAUGUCAAACUGAUCACGGGUCCUGUGAGAUUUCCAAUGGUUCUUCACCAGUGGAACAUGGCACUACGGUCUGGCAAACGUACGUUGCUAAGGCGAAGGCGCGCUGUAUUGCAGUAAUCGCUCAUAGCGCAGGCGGUUCAGUGAUUGCAGGCAUUAUUGAGAAUUGCUGGUCAACGGAAAUGGCGAACAGAUUGAGGUGUGUGUGUCUCACGGAUGCUGCAUUCAAACUUUCAUCUGCGGUGAAUCUCACGUUGUUACCACCGAUACGAAAUUGGGUUGUUUCGAUUCAGAAAGUAGUGGGAGUGCCGGUGGACAGCAAAGGAAUAUUUGGUGAAUACGUGACCUGCAUCACUUUUGAUGCACUUGACAUCCACAGUGCUUUUCAUUGCAUCGCUUAUCUUUUAAUGAUUCGCAGCAGUUUACAGCGAACAGGGAAAAGUUUGCAAAGAAUCACGCUGUGUGCUGCCAUGAUGGCUCCUGGGCAGCUGGUCACUGAUUGGAUGCAAGCCGAAAAUCUCCUGCCGUUUCUGGAACUUGGGGAUUUGGUCGAGUUCCGACGAGUGGUCGGUAUUGCGAAACGACGAAUUUACACAGUCUGUUCACUCGCAUUCAACUUUUCUUGCCAUAAUGCCCUAUUUUCCGUUGUCUUCAAUGAGUACUGGAGAAUUUGGGUGGAGGCGGAGGAAGUCGGAGUUGAAUAUGUUAUUGUCUUUAAGCACUGGGGAGUAUACAUUGGGAGCCAUGAUGAUAAAGCAUAUAUUACACAUACGGGGACCGAUUUUGGUGAUUUCGGUGGCCCAGUGAGCAGCUCCGCGCAAUCACUAACAACAAUCAAGACGAAAAUGACUGGCCGACAUCAAAUACAGGUAAAGUCAUUGAUAGCACUGGCUCUGUCCGUAUCCAUGUUCACUGCAAACAUAGCGCGAAAAUCAAGACCAAAAAUUUUUGUCCGUUGUGACGAGCUUUCGAUUGUUGCACAGGGUGACAGUUGCAGGAUAAACAAUUCUCUCGACAGAGAAAGGCGGCCGUUUCCGCCAGCUAUUGUGGUGAAUCGAGCUUUGCUUAUGGUUCGUUGUGACGAGCUUUCGAUUGUUGCACAGGGUGACAGUUGCAGGAUAAACAAUUCUCUCGACAGAGAAAGGCGGCCGUUUCCGCCAGCUAUUGUGGUGAAUCGAGCUUUGCUUAUGCUCGGAAGUUCCAAUUACAAUAUCUUAUGGAACAACUGUGAGCACUUUGCCAAUUAUUGCAGAUAUGACCUAAGAGAAAGCAGUCAGGUAUGA
Messenger RNA from Gongylonema pulchrum, 1794 nucleotides. Lineage: Eukaryota; Metazoa; Nematoda; Chromadorea; Rhabditida; Gongylonematidae. The record is from the annotation of a GenBank genome assembly.